Molecule: messenger RNA, 3941 nt
Organism: Conger conger (European conger)
Lineage: Eukaryota; Metazoa; Chordata; Actinopteri; Anguilliformes; Congridae
Gene: mtrr
Product: 5-methyltetrahydrofolate-homocysteine methyltransferase reductase
Exons: 15
Coding region: 48-2237 (729 amino acids)
Biological process (GO): homocysteine metabolic process
Cellular component (GO): cytosol
Molecular function (GO): FMN binding; [methionine synthase] reductase (NADPH) activity; flavin adenine dinucleotide binding
Source: RefSeq, a predicted model, not a curated record
AACGCUCAAACCACGUGUCAUGGUUGUAUUUACGUAAUUUCCGGCGUAUGGGAUGUAACUGGACUGCAACAUGUGUGAAAAGUAUAUUUAACAAUGUUGCGCGACGAAAGGAAUUUUGGAUUAGGACUGACUAUUCGGCAGUUGGACAUCCCAGUACCCCUGCCAUGCCUUUUGAAGUAAAGACUCCGUUAUUGCUGCUUUACGGCUCCCAGCAUGGGCAGGCGAAAUCAAUUGCUGAGGACCUCUGUGAACAGGCAGAAGAACAUGGAUUUAUCGCUGAUGCCUACUGUCUGAGCCAAUUAGAUAGGUAUAACUUGGAGAGGGGAACGGCCCCUGUUGUAUUCGUCGUGUCAACCACUGGAGACGGGGAGCCUCCUGACGCUGCCCAUAAGUUUGUCAAGGGCAUUAAAACCAAGGCUUUGCCAAGUGAUCACUAUGCACAUCUGCGCUAUGCAGUUCUAGCCUUGGGUGACUCAAACUAUUCAAAUUUCUGCAAUUGUGGGAAAACAAUUGACAGCCGUCUUCAAGAACUUGGUGGAGAACAUUUCUAUGCAACAGGCUAUGCAGAUGAUGCUGUUGGAUUGGAGUUAGUGGUCGACCCUUGGAUUGAAGGACUGUGGAAGGCGGCAAAGAAAGUGCAAGCAGAAAUGUCAACCUCACAAGACAGUCCUGAGUGUGGAAGUGUGCUUCAAAUCUCAGAUACUGGAACAAAUAAAGAAAGCACCAAAAAUGUGGUGGCGGACUUGAAGCUCGAACUCUUGAGGAUCAGUGAAUCGAAAAAAGAGUCGGAAAAGAGUCCCGAACCUGCCAAAUCAGUGUCUGAGGGCAAGGCUGUUCCCGUGGAGGCCUCUGUGGCACAAUCACUGCCCCCCCUGUCAGAGGCUGCUCUUAAUGUUCCUACACUGCCUGCCCCAUACAUCAAUGUCACGCUUCUGGAUACACCAACAGAUCAGAGAAGUGAUCCAUGUCUUGAAGGAACAUUUCUCCAAGUGAAUGUUUCUAGAGCAUCUCAGCUCACUCGAGAUGAUGCUGUGAAAACAGCCCUUUUGCUUGAACUGGAUAUCUCAGAGCAGCAGAUCUCUUAUGAGCCGGGAGAUUCAUUCGAUGUGGUCUGCCCAAACAAUGAUCAUGAGGUCGAGGAGCUUUUGCAAAGAAUGGGAUUGGAGGAGCAGAAGAACAGCAGUGUUCAGCUUCAGCUGCUCCCAGACACCAAGAAGAAGGCUGCUCAGAUUCCAUCUUACAUUCCCGAGAACUGCACGCUGAAGUAUCUUUUCACCUGGUGUCUAGAGAUAAGGACUGUGCCAAAAAAGGCUUUUCUCAGAGCCCUUGUGGACUGUGCGUCUGACCCCGCUGAGAAGAGACGCCUGCAGGAGCUGUGCAGCAAACAGGGCUCUGCAGACUACAACCGCUUCGUGCGGGACCCUAGCCUCUGCCUCCUGGACCUCCUGCGCGCUUUCUCCUCCUGCUCGCCCCCACUCCACCUCCUCAUAGAGCAUUUGCCGAAAUUGCAUCCGAGACCUUACUCAGCUGCAAGCUCCAGCCUCCGUCACCCCGGGAAGCUGCACUUCGUGUUCAACGUGGUGGAGUUCCCACCGUGUCCUGAGCGUCCCGUGGGGAGAAGAGGCGUGUGCACGGGCUGGCUGUCAGACCUGGUCUCCCCUGUCCUGGGGUCGACUGCUGGGUCCCACGUCCCUCCCAAGGUCUCUGUGAGCCUCCGUACCAACGUCUCCUUCCGCCUGCCCUGUGACCCAGCGGUGCCCAUAAUCAUGGUGGGACCUGGCACCGGGGUGGCACCCUUCAUCGGCUUCCUGCAGCACAGGGAGAAGCAAAGGCAAGAAAACCCCAAUGGUGUAUUUGGAGAGACCUGUUUAUUUUUCGGCUGCCGUCACAAAGAUCGAGAGUUCCUCUUCAGGGAGCAGUUGGAGAGUUUUGUUGAAAAGGGCAUUCUAACAUGCCUGCAUGUGAGUUUCUCCCGGGACUCCCCUGACGGGAACGAGACCAGGACCAGAUACGUGCAGGACAACCUGCUCCUCCAUACCCAACAAGUUGCCAACAUUCUACUACAACAAAAUGGCUGCCUUUACGUGUGUGGAGAUGCCAAGAACAUGGCGAAGGAUGUGAACGAUGUCCUGAUAGAGAUAGUGCAGAAAGAACAGCAGGUGGAUAAACUGGAGGCCAUGAAAACCCUGGCUGGGCUGAGGGACCAAAAGCAAUAUUUGCAGGACAUAUGGAGCUGAUAUGCAGAUGCAACAGAACACUGGUAGUAAAAUUUUUUAGCAUUUUCUUUUAAAACUAAAAACUUUUUAAAAUGUUUUAAAUUGGAAUUCAGAAAAGCCCCUGUAUACUAAUAAUAGCCCGAGUACUCUUUGAUGUGUCACUAAUUAUUGUAAUGGCACCCUUUUACAAGCUGGAUCAAGUGAUUUUGCAUGAUUUAGCCGGGGGGGCAAGCAACUAAAUAUUUACCAUAUCUCCAAGUAAAAAAUAAUGGAUGUUCCAUUUCACAUCCAUUAUUAUAUGGGUUUCUCCCUUAAAUUAUGUCUUAAAGUAUUCUUAAUUUAAGAAUUUUGGCAUAAAAACUUGUGUUGCUGUCUGAAGGAAGAAAUUAAUGUAUGAAUCUCAAGGAACCUUCACCACUGACACAAAGAGAUACAGAUGGUAAGAAAAGUCAUCUCUAUCCAUGUAUAGGCUCUGGCUAAAUUCAAUUGAGAAGAUUCUUACAAAAUAUAUCAUGUAUUCACUCUCUGUACCUUUGACAGCAUAAAAGAUUGUGUGGGUUUCAUAAAUCUACUUUCAGAAGCAAAUUGGACUCCUGCUUUGUUUUGCCUCAUAGAUCUUUUGGAACGUAACAUGAAGCACAUUCUUGUCUGACAUUACACCCAGCUUUUAAAUGUCCCAUUGAUUGAAAUAUUUUCCCAACAGGGCCACAGGUAAAUAACUGACCCUUUUUAUAUAAUGACUCAACAUCCGUCUUUUAUGCACCCUUGCAUGCGAGCAAAUCAAUGGCAUCUUUGUAAAGGGACAAAGCAGUGUUUAUUGCAAAGUAUUGUUGGAUGGACGGAUAUAAUCUGCCCUCCCAAUGCACGUACACAAAUGCACAUCCUAGACAACAAACAGUGUUUGUUUAAUAAGUUUAAUAAUUUAAUUUAUUGUGGGCCUUGCGGCUGUGGCAUACCCAGCUGCAGAACUGGUUCUUUGUGCGGUGAAGCCCAACGUUCUGGCAUCAGAUCCUGAUUAUGCCGGUGGUGAGGGUGGAGGCCUCACCCAGGGAGGCUGGCUUUCGGUCGAUAGGGUGUUCCUCGUCACGCAUUAGCCACUCUGAUGGAUGGUCGGCCUGUAGGAUGUCCAGUCAUCCAGCACCAAAGUGCUUUGGAGGACAUGCAGGCUAGAUUGGGCUCGGCUUUCUCAAACCGACAAUUAUGCUGCAAAAGCACCAGACUACAAUUACAGUUGAGCACUCCAGAUUAGAGAAUAAAUUUGGUCACCUUUGUGGUCUAAGCAUUACUGUUCAACCGUGUGUCCUCAUGUAGUAGUUUUGCUGAUGUAAAUGUACAGCUCUGAUGGUGAGUAUUUUGUGGGCGUAGUAGUCGUUUUUGCCAUCAGAACCACUUCAGUGACACCGAAUAAAAACUGCUGAUUCUAAGUGGUCAUCAUGAAAUAAAAUAAGCAGGGAAGAUAGUACAUGUAGAGUGAUUAGGAGUGAUUGAGCUUUAAAUGAUAGAUGUGUAAUUAAACUGUUCAAGGUGCCUUUCCCUUCACAAUGUGAGUGUGCAGGAUACUGAUUGGAAGAGUUUGGCAUUGAGUGCACUGAGAAUUCAUUCUUUCUCAAGAAAUUCGUUUAUGACUUGCAUGCACAGCCAAGGGCAAAAAGCCUUGUAAUCUUUGUGAGUAUGCUGUACAAAGAAAGUUAUCUGGGAGAGCAAGCUUUUGAAUGAAAAUGUGAA